AUGGAAUUCAAAGACCCGCUCCCACUUAUAGAAAGACCUGAGUUUAUCCAUACAUCUGUAGAGUCAGAUGGAUCUGAGAAUGGAAGAGAAAUAUCAUUGGCAACAUAUGGCUACCUUAUAUUAUUUGUAAGUUGGACAGUAUUCAUCAUUUCGAUGAAUACUUUGUUUAAGGUGUGGUCCUUUGUAAUAUAUCCCUUAUCAUUAGAUCCCAUGACUAGACCUAAAUAUUACAGAUUAACUACAUUUUUUGAACACCUCGAUUAUUACGUGCUAAGUUGUUGGUGUAUUUAUGUGGUUUUCUGGUGGUGGUCCUGCGCUUCUUGGGUUGGACUAAAACUAUUCAGACAUUCUAAAGGUAUUCUGGUAAGUUCCUAG
Debaryomyces tyrocola is the source of this 375-nucleotide messenger RNA. The record is from the annotation of a GenBank genome assembly. Lineage: Eukaryota; Fungi; Ascomycota; Pichiomycetes; Serinales; Debaryomycetaceae.